AUGGCAAUUAGGAAGCAAACUCUAUGGGACUCUAAAAAUGAUAAGUAUGUGGGGUUUGUAGACUAUGGACAUAUACCUACCAGUAAACCAGAUCAAUAUGCAUCAGAAGCACUAGUAUUUGUUCUUGUGGGGGCCAGAAGUAAUUGGAAAUGUCCUAUUGGAUAUUUUCUCACUGACAAAAUGACUGGAAAAAUGCAAGCCAAGUUGGUUCAGGAAGCACUCAUUAUGGCAGCUGAAGCUGGAUUACGUGUCUAUUCUGUAACAGCAGAUGGUACUUCUGUCAAUUUCACCAUGUUCAGUGAACUUGGCUGCAAGUUUACAACAUCAUAUUAA
Paramuricea clavata is the source of this 333-nucleotide messenger RNA. The record is from the annotation of a GenBank genome assembly. Lineage: Eukaryota; Metazoa; Cnidaria; Anthozoa; Malacalcyonacea; Plexauridae.